This is a messenger RNA of Elaeis guineensis (African oil palm), 4340 nucleotides long. RefSeq names its product putative disease resistance protein RGA3. The record is from RefSeq and is a predicted model, not a curated record. Gene Ontology annotation, molecular function: ADP binding. Lineage: Eukaryota; Viridiplantae; Streptophyta; Magnoliopsida; Arecales; Arecaceae.
CCCUCCGGCUACCGUGUGAAGAAGCUAUGGCGGAGGUUAUUCUCUCUGCCUUGGUGCAGGUGUUGCUUAAGAAAUCCACAUCCCACAUCCUUCGUCAAUAUGGAAAGAUGUGGGGCUCCACUCUCUUUAAGGAGCUGAAAAAGCUUGAGAGCACGCUGUCCACCAUUCAAGCCGUCCUCCAAGAUGCUGAGGAGAAGCAGGUGAAGAACGAGGCGCUGAAAAAAUGGUUGGCAGAUCUCAAGGAUGCAGCCUAUGAUACUGAAGACAUCCUGGACGAGUUCAACUGCGAAGUUCUGCGGCAGAGGGCGGAAAUCCGAGAUCGCACGAAGAGGAAGGUAUGGGACUUCUUCUCUUUCCAUAAUCCUAUCAUAUUUCGCAUUACAAUGAUCAAUAAGAUUAAAGAGAUCGUGGAGAGGUUGGAUAACAUUGCAAUGGAGAGAUCUAAGUUCCAUCUGACAGAAAUUGGUCCAGUGGAUAGGCAGUAUUUGAGUACAGAGAGACCAGAAACUCACUCGUUUGUCAACGAGUCAAACAUCAUUGGAAGAGAGGAAGAUAAGAAGAAGAUCGUAGAGUCGCUCAUCAGUCGAGCUGGCAGGAGUGACGUUUCGGUCCUUCCAAUACUGGGGAUCGGGGGCCUUGGGAAGACUACGCUAGCACAGCUGGUGUACAAUGAAAUAACGGUUGCAGAGCAUUUCCAACAGCGCAUAUGGGUCUGUGUGUCAGAGAAUUUUGAUAUCAAAAAUAUUGUCAAAACAAUAAUAGAAUCGGCAACUCAGAGAAAAUAUGAACUUUCUGAUAUGGAUUCUUUACAACGUACUAUGAGAGAAGUUCUCAGUGGUAAGAGAUUUCUGCUUGUGCUAGACGAUGUUUGGAAUCCAUGGGAAGAAUUAAAAGAAUUGUUAACAACUGGAGCUGAUGGAAGUUGCGUUAUUGCGACAACCCGCAGUACAAAUGUUGUUUCAUCUAUUAUCGGCACGCUCGAUGCUUAUGAACUGAAACCUCUGUCCGAUGAUGAAUGCUGGAGCUUGUUUGAAAGAAACGCAUUUUCUGCGGGUGGUGCGGAGAAGUCUGCAAAACUGGUACAAAUUGGAAAAGCAAUUGUGGACAAGUGCGGAGGCCUGCCCCUGGCGGCGAAGAUGCUCGGGAGAUUAUUGCGCACGAAGAGGGAGGAGAGGGAAUGGAGGUUCGUGAUGGAAAGUGAAAUUUGGAAACUACGUGAUGAUGAGAUCCUCCCUUCAUUGAGGUUGAGCUAUAAUCACCUGCCUUGUCAUGUGAAACAAUGCUUUGCUUAUUGUGCCAUAUUCCCAAAGGAUUAUGAAAUAGACAAGGAGAUGCUGAUCCAGUUGUGGAUGGCUAAUGGAUUUGUUCCAUCCGAUCGGGAGGAGGACAUGGAAUUGAAAGGCCAGGAGAUUUUUAACGAGCUUUUGUCAAGGUCCUUCUUCCAAGAGUUCAAGGAAUUUCGAAGUUCCCGCACUCUGAUCACGCAACAGACAUGCAAAAUGCAUGAUCUGAUUCACGACCUUGCACAAUCCAUUAUGGGGAAUGAAUGCCAGAUUCUUGACAAGCCUCAAAGCAUUUCAAAUACAGCCGUUCGGCAUUUAUCCAUAACCAUGGAUGAUCCGCAGCUUUCCACCAUGGAGAAGGUGCAUACAUUUAAAACGCUCCGGACACUGCUGCGGUUGAACGGUUGGAGGAACAUUGAUCUUUCCCAUGUAAAUUGCGCAGAGAGCAAGUUGCGGGUACUAGGCUUAAGUGGAGCUUUGAUAAACGACUUUCCAAUUUCAAAUCUCCAUUUAAAGCAUCUAAGAUACCUUGACUUCUCCAGAACUCACAUUACUGCAUUACCUGAAGCUGCAUCCAGCCUUCUGAAUCUGCAGACGUUGAACCUCUCCCACUGUAACCUACUUCGUCACCUGCCCCAUGGCAUUAGAAAGAUGCGCAGUCUCAAGCAUCUUUAUCUUCACGGUUGUGAAAGCUUAUUAAGCAUGCCUAGAGGGAUAGGGCAAUUGAGGUGCCUCCGUACGCUGACAGCAUACCCAGUUGGAAAUGAGAUUGGAAGUGGACGUAUCAAAGAGCUGAAAGACUUGUGCAUCGGGGGCUUGCUCGAACUUCAUGGCCUGGAGAAUGUGAGGAGUGUAGCUGAAGCUGAAGCUGCCCAUAUAGGUUCCAAGCAGGAUCUCCAGUAUUUGAUUUUGCGCUGGUCGGAUGGAAGAACAUCUAAUGAAUUAAUAGAAGGGGAUGCAGACAAGGUUCUGGAAGCCCUUCAACCUCCCCAAGGCUUGAAAUGGCUGCAAAUAUCACACUACCCAGGUAAAAGACUUCCUACAUGGUUGGUGGGCCAAUCGAUGCUCCUGUCGAAUCUGGUUGGAAUCACUUUGCAUAAUUGCCCCAAAUGUGAGCAUGUCCCACAUCUUGGGCGGCUUCCCUGGCUUGCGACAUUAAAAAUAGAUGGUCUCUCUUCUGUGAAGCACAUGGGCGGUGAUGACUUCUAUGGCAGUGCAGGUGGAGGAGACCAGUAUGAUGUCGUAUUCCCUUCACUGAGGACAUUUGUGCUACGUGGCAUGUAUGACUUGGAGGAAUGGUCAGGAGUGGAAGGAAGACCAUCCUUCCCUAAACUUGAGGAUUUAACAAUCUCGGUUUGUCCAAAGUUAACUACCAUCCUACGUGCUCUGUCACCAAUGAGGCGGUGGGAAAACUUCAACUCUCUUCAGCGGUUGACGAUUGGAAACUGUGGUAGUUUGAUUUCCUUGCCAGUUGAAAUGAUACAAUGCUUAAGUUCCGUCAGAUAUCUAGAGAUUAGUAAUUGUGAGAGCUUCAUUGGCUGCUCGUCAUCAUCAGGUGGAGUAGCGGUGCUGGGACUGCAACACCUCACUGCACUUGAAACACUUGUCAUCGAUGGCUGUCCAAAGUGGGGCGACUUUCCAAAUGAUUCGCUGCAUCACCUCACUGCUCUGAAAGAAUUCACUCUUGCAGCUUGUGAAGGAGCGACAGCACUACCUGAAUUCCCAGAAUCGCUGCUGGAUCUACGCAUUAUGCGUUGCCAUAACAUCAGCUCUCUGCCAGAAGGCUUGGGGCGCCUCACAGCACUCGAAAUUCUUCAAAUUCGUGAUUUACCAAAGCUCUCCUCUCUGCCUCGAGGGACGGAAGGCUUCACAGCACUCCAUUCUCUUCAAAUUAUUAAUUUACCAAAGCUCUCCUCUCUGCCUCUAGGGAUGGAAGGCUUCACAGCGCUCCAUUCUCUUCAAAUUAUUAAUUUACCAACGCUCUCCUCUCUGCCUCAAGGGAUGGAAGGCCUCAAAGCACUCGAAUUUCUGGAAAUUAAUAGUUUACCAGAGCUCUCCUCUCUGCCUCAAUGGAUAGAAGGCCUCACAGCACUCAGGAGACUUGAAAUUCAUAAUUUACCAAAGCUCUCCUCUCUGCCUCAAGGGAUGGAAGGCCUCACAGCACUCCAUUCUCUUCAAAUUAUUAAUUUACCAAAUCUCUCCUCUCUACCACAAGGGUUGGAAGGCCUCACAGCACUCAAAAUUCUUAAAAUUCAUAAUUUACCAAAGCUCUCCUCUCUGCCUCAAGGGAUGAAAAGCCUCACGGCACUCGAAAUUCUUGAAAUUCAUAAUUUACCAAAGCUCUCCUCUCUGCCUCAAGGGAUGGAAGGCCUCAAAGCACUCAAGUUUUUUAAAAUUUAUAAUUUACCAAGGCUCUCCUCUCUGCGUCAAGGGAUGGAAGGCCUCACAGCACUCCAUUCUCUUCAAAUUAUUAAUUUACCAAAGCUCUCCUCUCUGCCUCAAGGCCUCAAAGCACUCAAGAGCUUGUGCAUUUUUGGAUGCCCUAAACUGAUCUCACUGCCAAAGGGACUGCAACAGCAUCUCCCCAGCCUCAGUGAGCUGGAGAUAAGGGGCUGUCCAAAACUGGAGAGAAGAUGCAAGGCCGGAGGAAAGUAUUGGGCCCUCAUUUCAGGCAUCCCACACACGAAGAUCGGCAGAUGACGAGCAGGCCCUAUGCAGCACCUCAGCAUCACAAGGAAGCAGAUAAGAGGAAUCUACCCCUGGCCCAAGGCAGUAGGCGUCAACAUCCUUGGGGACCGUGUGGCCAUCUUUAUUGUGUUUUUCUUGUAUCACUCAUUUUUCUCGUAUGCUCUUCUGGUUUUUGAUUUGAUGUUUCAAACAUACCCUACCCAUGUUGUUUUUCUCACUUCAAAGCGGCGCUUUGUUUGCUCUAUAUUUCAGAAGGCCCCUGAAUAAUCAAAUUGUCCUGCUGCUGUUCUUUUUGAAACAAAUUAUUAGCAAAUUUCUGUCAGAAUUUGAACCGAGUAUGAUGUGUUAGGUUUGUUAUUGCAUUCUUUU